Cuculus canorus (common cuckoo) is the source of this 2720-nucleotide messenger RNA. It is a transcript of the gene ARX, whose product is annotated as aristaless related homeobox. Lineage: Eukaryota; Metazoa; Chordata; Aves; Cuculiformes; Cuculidae. Bases 83 to 1594 code for a protein of 503 amino acids. The transcript is spliced from 5 exons. Gene Ontology annotation, biological process: regulation of transcription by RNA polymerase II. Gene Ontology annotation, molecular function: DNA-binding transcription factor activity, RNA polymerase II-specific; RNA polymerase II transcription regulatory region sequence-specific DNA binding. The record is from RefSeq and is a predicted model, not a curated record.
ACGGGCGUCCCGGCGGCACAGGGCAGCGCCGCGGGGGCGUCCGCAGCCCGCCCCGGCCCCACGGCUCGGCCCCGCCGCCGCCAUGAGCGGCCCCUACCCGGAGGAGAGCUGCGCCGAGCGCCCCGAGUGCAAAAGUAAAUCGCCAACUUUGCUGUCCUCCUACUGCAUCGACAGCAUCCUGGGCCGCCGGAGCCCCUGCAAGGUGCGGCUGCUCGGCGCCGCGCCCAGCCUGCCCGCCAUCGCCGCCCGCCCCGACACCGACAAGGCUGCGCAAGGGUCACCCAAGGGCAGCCCCCCGUUCGAGCCGGCCGAGCUGCACCUUCCCCCGAAGCUGCGGCGGCUUUACGGGCCGGGCGGGGGCCGGCUGCUGCCGCCGGGGCCGCGGGGGGACCGGCCGGAGGGGGGCGCCGGCCCCGUGCCCGCCGCCGCCCCGUGGGACACGCUGAAGAUCAGCCAAGCGCCCCAGGUCAGCAUCAGCCGCAGCAAGAGCUACCGGGAAAACGCUCCUUUCGUGGCGCCGCCGCCAGCCCGGGACGAGCUGGGCAGCCCCGCCGCGCACGUCGAGGAACGGCCGGGCCCCGCCGCGCCGGCCGCCGAGGAGGAGGAGGAAGAGGAGGACGAAGAGAUGCUGGAGGAGGAGGACGAGGAGGAAGAAGAGCUGGAGGACGACGAGGAGGAGGAGCUGCUGGGCGAGGACGGCGGGGGGCUGCUGAAAGAAGCCCGCCGGGGCACCGCCGCGGCCCCCGGGGCAGAGGGCGGGGAUCUGUCCCCCAAGGAGGAGCUGCUGCUGCACCCCGAGGACGGAGAGGGCAAGGAUGGCGAGGAAAGCGUCUGCCUCUCGGCCGGCAGUGACUCCGAGGAGGGGCUGCUCAAGAGGAAGCAGCGCCGCUACCGCACCACCUUCACCAGCUACCAGCUGGAGGAGCUGGAGAGGGCCUUCCAGAAAACCCACUACCCCGACGUCUUCACCAGGGAGGAGCUGGCCAUGAGGCUCGAUCUGACCGAAGCCCGAGUGCAGGUAUGGUUCCAGAACCGUAGGGCUAAGUGGCGGAAGAGGGAAAAGGCUGGGGCUCAGACACACCCCCCAGGUUUGCCUUUCCCUGGUCCCCUGUCAGCAACUCACCCCCUCAGUCCAUACCUUGAUGCUAGUCCUUUCCCUCCUCAUCACCCAGCUCUAGACUCCGCCUGGACCGCCGCCGCCGCCGCCGCCGCGGCCGCCGCCUUCCCCAGUCUGCCGCCGCCGCCCCCCGGCUCCGCGGCGCUGCCCCCCGCCGGGACCCCGCUCGGCCUCGGCACCUUCCUGGGCGCCGCCGUGUUCCGCCACCCCGCCUUCAUCAGCCCCGCCUUCGGCAGGCUCUUUUCCACCAUGGCCCCCCUGGGCAGCGCCUCCAGCGCGGCGGCCCUGCUGCGGCAGCCGGCUCCGGCCGCCGAGGGGGCGGUGGGUUCGGCGGGGCUGGGGGACCCGGCCAGCGCCGCCGCCGACCGCCGAGCCUCCAGCAUCGCCGCCCUGCGGCUGAAGGCCAAGGAGCACGCAGCCCAGCUCACCCAGCUCAACAUCCUCCCCGGGAACAGCACGGGGAAAGAGGUGUGCUAAGGCACGGCUGCCGUCCUCGGGGGGCGGGGCGGGCUGGGGCGGUGGGUUUUUUAGGGGGGAGAGGAAAGAAACAAGAGGAGAGUAAAUACGCGAAUAAAUAAAGGUCACCUCGGACAGCACGAAUCAAGACCAAACGGGGGAUGGGGGGGGUGGAGGGUGGAGGGAAUGAGUAGUAACGAUUCAAAACAAACCAGGAGCACCAGCAGCUGAGGUUCUGGGUUAGGUUCUCGAGUUAGGAACCUGGAGAGAGCGAGCGCCUUUUGCAUCAGCCCUCACACGAACCAACCGACCCUUGCAAGCUCCUGAAUAAGUAACUCCUUGGCUGGUGCGUUUCUUAAAUGUAAGACGUGUUCGUUUCCUCUCUGAGCAUUAAGGGGAAAAAAAAGAGAGAGAGAAAAGCCCUAAUGAAAGUUAUUAUAUAUUAGCGUUACAUACACUGAAUAUUUUUCCUUCUGUUUAUCUGGCAAGAAAAAAAAAAGGAGAAACAAAUAGUAUUGUAAUUAAGAAAGGAUAAAAAAAAAAAAAAAAGGAAAGUAAGAAAUAAAAGCAAAGGGAGGGGGAAAGCUACCCAAUCUUCUUAAAAUAACAUUCUAGGAUGUUAAGUUGGUCUGUUAGGAGCACUGGAGAACUAUUUCACAUGUCGAUGCAGCGAGCUGCAUACGCUAGCCAAGGAUGCUGCCAGUGCAGACUGAAAGAAAAUUUGAUGCUGUAAGAUAACCAGUGCACUUAAGGGAAAGGGUAUAUCUUUUUUUCUUGUUAUAUUCUUUAUCACUACACCAACCAAGGUUUUUAUAUCAAACCAAAGGGAAAUACACUGCUAGAAUAUGGACUGUUUAAGUCACUAAACUGUGAUUAUUGAUUCUGUACAUACCAUUGUUAUAAAAAAAAAAAAAGAACAGAGCUUUGUAUAUUUGAAAUGUUAUAAAACAAUUGCACUCAGUGUAGUGUUGUAAAAGUUUGUCAUUCUGUAGAUUCUUACUGUGUUGUAGAUAUAAUAGGGUUCCUAGACAAAUAUUUAUGUACAAACCCUUUAUUUAACUUAUUAACUGUAGAGGUUUCUGAAACCCUCAAGAGGCGAUGGUACAGUACUUUUUUCGUGUAAUGUCGUUAUUGUUAACACUUUUCC